AUGUCACGCCGGAAACAGAAGAGACCCCAACAUCUCGUCAACGCCGAUCCGGGGGGCCCGAAGGUGCUCGCUCACGAUGAUCCCCUGUGCAUAAAGUCGCCAUCCACCUCUCUCGGGUCCGAAGUCACCUCAUCGGGGUCCUCUUCCUCCUCGCCAAGAUCAGUCCAAGACUGCCAGCCCCCUUUGGCCCCUCGCCCGUCCCCCGGCGGGCUCCACGCGCCCUCCUUGCCCAAUGAGAGCUCCCCCCCUCCCCACUGGCCCAACCACAUUGCGACCUUCGCUAGCUCCCUACCAAACACUCACUCCUCCCUCUCGCCGGACUUUCCUCACCCGUCGCUGUCUUCGCAGACACAUUCGCCUCCCCCCGUGGGACAGACGUCCGGCUUCAAAGCCAUGUCACAUUCUACCAUGGGUGUUUCCUCCACCAACGCUACCUCCUCGUCAUCCUCCCAGUGCCUUCCACAGCAGUGUGGCGGUGACAGCCCGCCUCAGCAGCAAGCCUCCAACUUGCUGGGCCCCCAAGUUCUUCAGGUGCCGCCCACCCUCGCAGUCCUGCUGGAGGAGCUUCGAGUUUUACAACAGAGACAAAUACACCAGAUGCAGAUCACGGAGGAAAUUUGCAGGCACGUUUUGAAGCUCGGAGGCGUCGUCCUAGGGCAGGAGAGCAACCUGCGAGCGGGUGGGGCUGAGAGCCAACAGAAAGCAACGUCUUUGUCGCCGGCGCGCCCCUCAACUGGCACGCCUGUCACCACGACGGCGGCAUCGCUGUUAAGCGGCCUGCCGUCGGCCCUCUUUGCCCAGCCGCCUCAUUCCAAACAAGGCGCUCUGCAGGUCAACGGCAGCAGGACACCGUCGGCCAUAUCGUCCGGCGUGUCGACCUCGUCCGUGGCCUCCCUUCACCCGCUCUCCUUGUCUUUGGGGCUGCCGCCACGCUCCUCGUCCAACACAGCUUUAUUUGCUCACAGCAACGGUGUUAGCUUCUCCGCCGGAAGCCAUUCCCAAGAUCUCUCGUACGUGUCCUCUCUAGGCUCCGCCUCAGCGUCGGGACGACCGCAGCACAUGUGCCGCUUUUGCGGCAAGAUUCUGAGCAGUGACUCUUCGCUGCAGAUCCAUCUGAGGUCGCACACGGGAGAGAGACCGUACCAGUGUCCGGUGUGCCUGAGCCGCUUCACCACGCGGGGAAACCUCAAAGCUCAUUUCCUGCGCCACCGAGAGCAGAACCCGGAGCUUUCCCUUUCCCUGCUGCCCCCCGCGCUCUCGGAGCAGACACCGAGCGCCUCGGCCUCGGCCUCCAGCGCCGUCCAGAGGCGGAGGAAGCGGCGAGCUGACGACGACGAGUCCCUUCACGGAGUGAAAGGAAGCGUUCCCUCCAGCUUGGCGGAGAGCAUGGCUUUGGGAUUCCUGUCCAGCACAUCGCCACGGCCGUCUCCUUCCUCUCUACCUCUGCCGCCCUCUGUGGACAUGGCGCUGUUGUCAACAGCCCAUUCCUUGCUACAACUGAACCGGGCCUCAGCGGUCGGCGGCGCACCCAGCUCCGUGCCGCCGGCUUCCACGUCCUCCUCUUCCUCGCAGUUUAAAGGGGUGAAGCAACAGCGCUUUGAUGAAAACACUCCUCCUCACUCAGCCCUCCACACAUCUGCCUCUUACUCCCGCGUGGCUCACCUCCCCAAGAUUCUCUUCCCGGGAGGCGCGUCCCCUCACCACAUGGCCCUUCUGCGGCCCGCGGGUCACCCGUCCGCUUCCCACCUGACUUCAGCACAUCAGCUACCCUUUCCUUUCCCGCCAUUCCCCAAAGCAUCCACCUCUUCUCCCUCCUCCUCUCCCUCCACUCUGGCUCAGACCUCAGACACUUCCAAGCUGCAGCGUCUGGUACAGAAGCUUGAGAAGCAGCCGCAGGAAGGAGCCUCAUCUUCCUCUGCCUCCUCACUCACCCUGGCCGAGGCCAACACUAACGGUCACGACCUGAGUAGCGUCUCCGCCGCCUAUCACAGGGAAAUGUUAUCCACCCUCGGCCUCGGUCCCAACGCCAGCCAAGGAGUUCCGGGAGCCAACUUGACCGCCAGCUUCUCCGCCGCUUCCCCUCUGCCUGCCGCUCAAGUGGCCAAUCAGUGCGGGGUGUGCCUGCGGGUGCUGAGCUGCGCGCGAGCCCUGCGCCUGCAUCAGGCCACUCAUCUGGGAGAGCGCCCUUUCCCUUGUAAGCUCUGCGGUCGCUCCUUCUCCACCAAGGGAAGCCUCAGAGCCCACCUGGCCACUCAUCGGGCCAGACCGGCCAAUUCCCGGGCGCUUAACUCCUGCCCGCUGUGCCCACGCAAGUUCACCAAUGCCUUGGUGCUUCAGCACCACAUCCGCCUGCACCUCGGAGGGCAAAUACCGCCCAAUGAAGAUGCAACGCAAGCAGAAGAUGGUACAGAAAUGGAGAGCGCAGUCUUUGACGCCGAGAACGAGCCGGGCGGCUCGCCGUCGGAAGCUCAGCAGCUCCUUCCCCUGGCUCUCACAACCUCCAAAAGUGCCAUUUCCAAGACCGCCGCCACUGGCGAUGUCAAGAUGGAGGAAUCUGAGGGAUCAGCACCCAGCGUUAGCCCACCGCUAACCCAUAAAGCACAUUUGGUAGGACCUGAGGACCCCCUAGAUCUGAGCGACACCAACCUUGAUGACGCUAGCCCCUCAAACAACUCCCAAGAGUUGGCCCACACUGACGUGGGAAGCCCUGGCAAAGCCCCCACAGUGAGCUCUGCUUCUGCCGCAGUGAACGUUAGCGACGGCCCAUUCUCCUUGUGCGUGUCAAAGCUCCAUGAGACCAGCGAGAUUGACAACAACGACGAAUGCACGCCGGAUGGAAAUCCACAAAGCCCUCCAGAGAGCCCAGUAACUUGCAGCACGGUAGUAGACGUCAACGUCCCGCCGGACGCGUCUCAGAGUGACCGCGAGAGAGACAACAUGGUGCCACCACCUCCUGCUGCAGCAGAAGCAGAGAACGAGAGCUCAGAGAGUCUGGAGCUGCCCGUCACUGCGUCAGGUGCGCGCUCCCAACCUCCCCGCUCGGACAAACCCUACAGCUGCGCCCAGUGCGGAAAGCUGUACGCUAGCCGCAGUGGCCUAAAGGGUCACAUGAAGAUUCACCCUGUGCCUUUGCCUGCCUCCACCAAGGCUGAGAGCAACAAGAGUGAUGCUUCCGAGGUUCCGGGCUCCAAGCAAGAAAAGAAAGAAAGUGGCACAGACCCAGAAGCAAAGCUUCUUUGUGAUGAGGCUUCCUGCUGAACUUAUGGACAAGUCUAGUACGGCACUCUUGUUAGGCCAAUGGCCUUUUUCUAGUCCCUUCAUCUCAUACAGGUGAUAGAUAGAUAGAUGGAUAGAUAGUUUGUGUUGUAGUGACUCGCUUUCGACUCUUUUUGUUGUAUUUCCAAGAGCACGGCGAGGUCUUUUUGUCGACAUAUCAGACAGCACGGUCAAUAUUUGAUUCAAGUGCACGCCAAAAGCAGCCGUAUGACACUGCAAAUCCGCCCCGACUUUCACGAUCCUCUUUUUGUUCUUUUUGCUGUGGAAUUGUGAUGCUGCUACUGAACACGUGUGCUGCUCCAGCAUCUCCAGCCGUGAAUGUCUCAAAGUAAAUGGAUAAUGGAUUGUUGAACCAGCCCUUUCGCUUAAACCACGCCCCCUUUUUGAUAGUGCAGCCAAAUGAUU
This is a messenger RNA of Syngnathus typhle (broad-nosed pipefish), 3681 nucleotides long. RefSeq names its product sal-like protein 2. Gene Ontology annotation, molecular function: DNA-binding transcription factor activity, RNA polymerase II-specific; RNA polymerase II cis-regulatory region sequence-specific DNA binding. Gene Ontology annotation, biological process: regulation of transcription by RNA polymerase II. The transcript has 3 exons. The record is from RefSeq and is a predicted model, not a curated record. Gene Ontology annotation, cellular component: nucleus. The coding region runs from base 1 to 3258 and encodes 1085 amino acids. Lineage: Eukaryota; Metazoa; Chordata; Actinopteri; Syngnathiformes; Syngnathidae.